This is a messenger RNA of Ambispora gerdemannii, 1296 nucleotides long. The record is from the annotation of a GenBank genome assembly. NCBI's taxonomy places the organism in Eukaryota, Fungi, Glomeromycota, Glomeromycetes, Archaeosporales, Ambisporaceae.
AUGUCGUCAAUUUUAGCGCCGCCGUCAGUAGCAGCAACAAUUUCGGAUAAUAAUAGUAUCAAUGAUGAAGGUUUUGAAAGUACUGAAGAACAACAUGUGGAAAACAAUCUUUCGACGUCAAAGAAGAAUGAUGACGCUGAGACGAAUAAUAAUCAGACUCAAUCGUCUAAAAGUUAUCCUUUAACUUCGACUACUAAUCAUACGAUUAUUGAAGUUCAUCCUAAUUCUCGUCCACAACUACCUAACAUAAUUACAAAUAGCAAUCAAUUUUAUCAAAAUGAUCUGUCACUUGCGGGACACACCGCUCAACCAAUUCUACAUAGACAUUUGUCUGAUUCAGGGGCACGUCAACAACUACCACCAUUACCUAUGACAUCCCUACAAAGACCGACUUCAGUCCCAACAAUUGCACCGCAUAUGGCACCGUAUUCACAUCCAGUAAAUAUGAUGCCAACAACAGCAAUUCCAUUUCAACCGAAUCAUCCACAUCAAUUUCAACAUCCGGCUCCUCAGCAAUUCUAUAUUCCAGUACAGAUAGUGCAGCAGAUGUCAAAUCCAUCGUAUUCUCCUACGUCUCCAAUGCCAAAGAUCGAGCGAAUAAAGGAUGCAAAUGGGAAACUGAUUUCUUCCGACAAAAAUACGCAAAAAAUUACCUCACAAGUUCUAAAAAAUCCACUACCUCAACCUAGACCAUCAUUAGUACCAACGCCUCCUAUAUCUCCAAUAUCCCCACAAUUCCGAUCACACCCUUUAUCCGGUUAUUUCGUUGUUGAUAAUAAUAGUAUUCAUAAUCCACAAAACAUUCAUCCUCAUUCAACAAUUUCAGGACCUGGUAUUAUGUCACCUAUACCUAUGUCACCUACAUAUAUAUCACCUACACUUAUAUCACCACCACCAGUAGCCACUGUCAGCAAAGGAAGACUAGCUUCUACAUCGGCAUCACCAUCACAAAACGUAGAAGAGAAAGAAGACGAACCUAAGCAAGAAUCUGAACAAGAAUCUGGACCAUCACCUAUGGAAAAUCCGGCAUGGUAUCGAAGACUAUAUUGGAUUAUAACUUGUUUUCUGAAUCUGCUACUUUUUGCUGCGUCAAUUGCUUUACUCUAUAUUUAUUUUACAAAUGCCAUUUCAAGGUCAUCGGCCAAACGUGAAUUGAUAACAAAAAUGAAUACUGUGUUUUACUAUACAAGAUAUACGUCAUACUAUCCCCCCAAAUGUAUCAACGAAGAGUUGUAUCGGCGGGUAUUUGGUGUUGAGCAGAAUUAUGGAGUUAUGGCAGAAUUAUUGGAUUUAUAG